This is a messenger RNA of Balaenoptera acutorostrata (minke whale), 4136 nucleotides long. It is a transcript of the gene POFUT1, whose product is annotated as protein O-fucosyltransferase 1. Lineage: Eukaryota; Metazoa; Chordata; Mammalia; Artiodactyla; Balaenopteridae. The transcript is spliced from 7 exons. The record is from RefSeq and is a predicted model, not a curated record. The coding region runs from base 83 to 1258 and encodes 391 amino acids. Gene Ontology annotation, molecular function: peptide-O-fucosyltransferase activity. Gene Ontology annotation, cellular component: endoplasmic reticulum. Gene Ontology annotation, biological process: protein O-linked glycosylation via fucose; Notch signaling pathway; regulation of Notch signaling pathway.
CUGACGGGAGCGGGGCGGAUGCUCGCGCCCUUCCUUCCCUCCCCGCCUCCGAGCCGCGGAGCGCCCUGGCUCUGGGGCCGAUAUGGGAGCCGCCGCCUGGGCAUCGUCGCCCCUGCCGCCGCGUGUGUCUCUCCUGCUGCUGCUUCUGCCGUUCCCGGGGCUGCCUGUGGGCUCCUGGGACCCGGCGGGUUACCUGCUCUACUGCCCAUGCAUGGGGCGCUUUGGGAACCAGGCUGAUCAUUUCUUGGGCUCCCUGGCAUUUGCAAAGCUGUUGAACCGCACCCUGGCUGUACCUCCUUGGAUUGAGUACCAGCAUCACAAGCCUCCUUUCACCAAUCUCCAUGUGUCCUACCAGAAGUACUUCAAGCUGGAGCCCCUCCAGGCCUACCAUCGGGUCAUCAGCCUGGAGGACUUCAUGGAGAAGCUGGCACCUACUCACUGGCCCCCUGAGAAACGGGUGGCAUACUGCUUUGAGGUGGCAGCCCAGCGAAGCCCUGAUAAGAAGACAUGCCCCAUGAAGGAAGGAAACCCCUUUGGCCCAUUUUGGGAUCAGUUUCAUGUGAGUUUCAACAGGUCUGAGCUUUUUGCAGGCAUUUCCUUCAGCGCCUCCUACAAAGACCAGUGGAUCCAGAGAUUUUCUCCAGAGGAACAUGCAGUGCUUGCCCUGCCAGGGGCCCCGGCCCAGUUCCCUGUCUUGGAGGAGCAUAGGCCGCUCCAGAAGUACAUGGUGUGGUCAGAUGAGAUGGUGAGGACAGGGGAGGCCCAGAUCCGUGCCCACCUCAUCCGGCCCUAUGUGGGCAUCCACCUGCGCAUUGGCUCCGACUGGAAGAAUGCGUGCGCCAUGCUGAAGGACGGGACCGCCGGCGCCCACUUCAUGGCCUCCCCGCAGUGCGUGGGCUACAGCCGCCACACCGCCGCCCCGCUCACCAUGACCAUGUGCCUCCCCGACCUGAAGGAAAUCAGGCGCGCCCUGAAGCUCUGGGUGACGGCGCUGAACGCCCAGUCGGUCUACAUUGCCACUGACUCUGAGAGUUAUGUACCUGAGAUCCAGCAGCUCUUCAAAGGGAAGGUGAAGGUGGUGAGUCUGAAUCCUGAGGUGGCCCAGAUCGACCUGUACAUCCUCGGCCAAGCUGACCACUUUAUUGGCAACUGUGUCUCCUCCUUCACUGCCUUUGUGAAGCGGGAACGGGACCUCCAGGGGAGGCAGUCCUCCUUCUUCGGCAUGGACAGUCCCCCUCAGCUGCGGGAUGAGUUCUGAUCCAACCUGGAGCAUACCGCCUGUCUGAGUUGUUCCCUCCAGCCAGGCCUGGCAGCCAGAGGUGCUCCCAGGAUUGAUCCCCAAGGAUCAGAGAACAGAAAAAAAUACCAGGGACUUCCUGGAGUAGGAGGAAGACAGUCCAUCUCCCAGGGCACGGGACUUCCAAGCUUCUAGUAGCCAGACCAUCUCCCUUUCUCAUGUGCUCCCUGCUGCUUCUCCUGGGAAUUUCUCACACCUGCAAAGCAGUCCAACCUCUGUCUUUUGGUCUGCCCUGCUCUGAGCAGCCUGGGAUGCUGAACUCUAUUCGGAGAUAUUUUUUUAUAUAUAUAUAGAGAGAUUUUUAUAGUUUUGAUACAAGGUCAUGACUCCCCUAGAACUCUCCCUCAUUUUAAAAAAUCAGUGAAGUUCAUUAACAUAGGUACCUGAAGUGACCUUAACAGAAUGUGGAUAAGGCCAGGGGUGGGUGGGUGUAUUGAUCGCUUUUCCAGAUGACCCCCAAAGUGGCCCUCAGACUCAUCCCCACUGCCUGGCCAGAGCCAUUGUCAGCCCCCCUUUCCUAGGCCAUCGCCAGGGUUUGGGGCACAAACACUCUUCUCCAUUGUACACAGUAUGCAAAUAGAAGUUAUCAAUCACAGUGCUGUCAGUACCCCGAAGACGGCUAAGUGCGGCUCCCCCAGCACAUUCCCGGCAAGGAGCACCUGCCAUCAAGCCAGGCCAUCAUGGUAUUGCUCUCAAAGUCUCUUGGUAGUUGGUGGCCUGCCACAAACCUGGCACCAUCAGGGUUUCAUAACACCUCACCAGGGCCAGGACUUGCUGCCUGGCAGGAUCCUUCUGAAGUUUCCUCUUCUGAUCUCAUGUCCCAAGGGACCUGGUUGUAGAAUUUUGCCAUUAAGCUGCUAUCCAAGGCCUGUCCUCCCAGCCUUCCUCCUGCAGCUGGAACCCUCAGACUAUAUUCUCACAAGGGAGUGUUCACUAAGCCUCUGACCAGAUCAAAGAUGCUCAGUACCCAAGAGCCAUUGGAUUCCCAGGUUUUUUUGCCCAUCUCAUCCAGUAUGAUCUCAGCCAAGCCCAUGAGGCUUAAGGUGUUACAGUCAUAAGUUUCUUUGUCUCUCAGAUGCUGUAGUUGUAAAAAUCCAUGACUCCUGAGAGUCUGAUUUUUUGGCCUUGUGGUUCUAAAAUUCAUGUCUAACACCUGCCGAUUACUUCCCCGCCAUCUGGCCUCCCUCAGAAGGCCACAGUCAACCCUGGUAAGGUAGAGGAGACUGAUGAGAGCCAGGCCCAGAGCUUCAUGCAGCGGUGUCCCUUGGGUAACCUUUGGGAAGAGAUGCUUUGUUUUCAUGGCAGACUGAAUCAGAGGCUGCAGGGCAACAAGGAUCUCAAACACCAAAGGUGGCAUUCGCUGCUUAGAGCUGCCGCCCAACUCUUAGUAGGAGAAACUAUACAGAAAGGGCAUUUGAAUUUUCCGUCUCGGGGAAAUGUUUUAAAUCCUGGGUGGACUCUGAGAGAUGGUUUAUCUGUUCAGACUUGUUCACGAGCCUCAUUGUGGGACGUGGGAGCCGCUGCCUCCAUCCGGCGGUUGGGGGCGUGUGGCUUUCUGCCUGAUGUCAUUUGCUGCCCCACACUAGGCACACGCCUUAGAGUCUGGGGCGCUAAUGGGCCGGCCAAAUCCUCAUGUCUCUGGAGGUCAGGGCGCUGGAGUUGUAGUCAGAUUCAGUGUGUUUUGUAGGCGAGUACUUUAUUCCUUUGACCCAGUUUCCUCACCUAUAAAAUGGUGAUAAAACUGACAGGGUUGUUGAACAGCCCCAAUCAGAUAAAGCAUGUAUAAGAGCCCGUUGUAAACUUGAAAGAGACAAGGGCAAAUACAUGGCUGUUGAUAAUUUGACUGCCUCUCGUUGCAUGCCUCCUUUGUGCCAGGCACUGUGCUUGCUAAGUGCUUUGUGGACAUUCUCUGGUUUAGCCCCCACCUCAGCCCUGGGAAGCAGGAACUUCUGCGCAGGGCAGAAUUUUUUUUUCAGAAUUUUUUUUUUUUUAAUUAUUUUUGGCUACGUUGGGUCUUCGUUGCUGCGUGUGGGCUUUCUCUAGUUGCGGCGAGUGGGAGUUUCUCUUCGUUGCGGUGUGCAGGCUUCUACUUGCGGUGGCUUCUCUUGUUGAGGAGCACAGGCUCUAGGUGCGUGGGCUUCAGUAGUUGCAGCACGUGGGCUCAGUAGUUGCAGCGAGUGGGCUCUAGGGUGCGCGGGCUUCAAUAGUUGUGGCGCCAGGGCUCAGUAGUUGUGGCUCGCAGGCUGUAGAGCGCAGGCUCAGUAGUCGUGGCACAUGGGCUUAGUUGCUCCGCGGCAUGUGGGAUCUUCCUGGACCAGGGCUCGAACCCGUGUUCCCUGCAUUGUCAGGCGGAUUCUUAACCACUGCGCCACCAGGGAAGCCCUGAUUUACAUUUUUGAAGGGCCUCUCUGGCUGCCACAUGGAGAAGAGAUGGGAAGGAGGCAGGGUAGCAGCAGGGAGACCAAUGUGGGGCUGUCACAAGGAUGCAGGCGAGAGAGACGAUGGGGCUUAGGCAAAGGUCAUUGCCUUGAAGGUGGUGGGAAGUGGUCAGAUUCUGCAUGUAUAAAAUCAUUUUAAAAUGUCAGUCUUUUUUAAAGAUAUAAGUCUUUGCAUAGUUUUAAUCAUGCAGUAGUUACAAUUUAAUGUCCUGUUUUUCACUUAAUAGUAUAUCAUGUUUUCCAUGUUGGUACAUGGCCUGAAUAAAUGUUUUUAAUGAUAUAAAAUUCCACUGAGGGGUGUCCCAUAGCUUAUUGUUGUCCUAUUAUGAGAACUUAGUAUGUUCCCAAUUUUUCACUGCUAUUAUUUGGAAAAUAUUUUUAUUUGUAAGUCUUUUUCUAUA